AUGGUGUUUCCCGAGCUGCGUUCUACAGAAAAUUACGCCAUGAAGAAUCCAGCCAUAGCUUCAGAUCUCAGCCAGUUGUCGCUGUGUUUUUUCAUCAAACUUUUUCAAGACCAAGGGGAUCAGAUAGUCGUCAGCUAUGCCCGUGAACAUGACAAUGAUAUGAUCGUCGAGAUUUAUCCAACACAAACAGAUUUUUAUGUUGACUUCAAGUUGUUCCGGUAAUGCUGCAUAUAUUUUUUCGAAGUCGGUUGGGGAAUUUUUUAUUCGAGUCAUGAUAAGUCAUGUUACAGGAAAUGCUACGAUUGGCUUCUUCCUAACGCUUGGAGGGAGGGAGAAAGUUGAACAUACAAACAAACGAAAAUCCUUGGCUUCUUUCUCUUUUCUUAUCAUAAUUUAAAUACCAAAUAUGUUAAUCUUUGACCAAAACAAAUCUAGACGUAUUUUCCUUACGCUUUGCAAAUAACUAUUCGGGUCUUUUUUUUUUUUUAAUUUGAUUUAGAUCACUAUGCUCAGUAGGGCAUAAUAGUCGUCUUUGCAGUGACGGGGACUCGCUUAAUACGGUUCUAGCCAUAAAAGUAUGAGGUUUCUUAACCGACCCAGCUUUCAAAAUAGUAGCUUAGAUGAUACUUUGAUAUAGCGGAGAUAAAAUUACCUUAGUAAGCAUUUUAUGAGAGAGACGUUUUUCGUCUUGUCACGAGCGUGGGACAAAGAAAAAAUUCUGAGUUCCCAUGAGGAAUCGAACUUCAGACCUUCGGACUCCGCGUUCCGAUGCUCUACCACUGAGCCACAGAGACGCUACAAUGAGCGAAGUCUCUAUUUUAUAAGUAAUUGCAUGAAUAAGAGAUUAACUGAAAGAAUGAAAACACUGAACGAAUCGAAGCCUGAAUGUAUGAACGAUUAAGUCAUUGAUAAAAGAUUGAUUGACUGAUUGAAAGUUUACUGACUGUUUUACUGAUUGACUUGCUGACGGGCUGACUGACAGAUUGACUGACUGACAGGCUAAUUAUAUGUUGUUAUAAACUGACUGACUACUGACUGACAGACUGAACGACUCUACUGAUUGACUUGUUGACAAUGGAAAAGGAGGGUCUUGAAUGACCAGAUAUUUUAAUAUUGUUUUGUUUUGUUUUUUGUUUUUGUUUUUAUUUGUUUUUAAUUUUUUUUUUUAGUUUUACCUCGACAAAUCUCUACGAUGAUACCUGGCAGCACGUGUGUCUCACCUGGGAAAACACUCAAGGAGUAACGAAACUCUAUAAAGAUGGCCAAUUUACCGGACAGGUAACAAAUAAUGCCACUGAGAACUAUACACUCAAGGCUGGCGGCGCUCUGGUGCUUGGACAAGAGCAGAACUCUAUUGGCGGAGGCUUUAAUCGUAAGCAAACUCUUAAUGGCCGAUUGGCAAGUAUCAACAUGUGGGAUAAAGUGCUGUCCGAAAGCGACAUUGCCGCUCAGUACACAAAUUGCAGCGUACCUCAUGGUUCUGUUUUUAACUGGUCUGUAUUCAAAAGUCUUACUCAUGGCAAUGUCACAGUUGAAGAGCCGUGA
This is a messenger RNA of Pocillopora meandrina, 1545 nucleotides long. Lineage: Eukaryota; Metazoa; Cnidaria; Anthozoa; Scleractinia; Pocilloporidae. The record is from the annotation of a GenBank genome assembly.